GGAGUGGAGGGUGUUCAGUUAUUAAUGACCGCUGAGCAGGCAGCACCAUGUCAGUGUGACAACUGAUCGGGUGAACGAUGCACCACUAACCACCAUGGAAACAAGGAGAAAGAAGAAGAAAAGCUAGCAAGCAUCCCUUCCCCCCCCCCGCUCUUUCCCUCUAGCUCUCUCUCUCUCUCUCUCUCUCUCGUCCUCUCUUCCCCCUCCUUCACUGGAUUGUGAGCUUCCGACAGCCAGCAACAGAGCUCUGGAAAAAGUAAAAGAUCGUAGCCUGCUGCACAGAGAUUCCCUCAUAUUACAGGAUAUAUCAAGACAACCGUAAGGUGCACUAUCUGUGCAUGCAUCAGCUUAGCUCACUAGCAUUAGCAUCACUAUGUGGUUACCUGCACGAAGGAAUCCAAAUAUGCAGGAGCAUUCCAGGACUGAAACUAUUCUUGCAGGGUUUCUUUUUGAAGACAAUAAAAACAGAAGACAACAACAUGGAAUCUGAAAUUAAUGCUACUAUAUAACUGGCCUACUUCCUUGUCUAUGGCAUUCUGGAUGGACCUCAUUUCAGACAGAUUUCAAUAUUUAUCGUUUUGAGAAGAACACUAUUAUUUCCCAAAUAUGCCUCUUCUAACGCGACAAAGUGAUUGCAAAGGUGCAACGUACUUCCAGCUACUAGUGGGGUUUUGUGCCUGUUCAUCAUCCAUCAUUUGACAAAUGCAAGGGACUGAUCUACCAAAUGAUCAACUUUUUCUGAACUUUAAAACUUUAAUUGUGCAGGGCCAAUUAUUUUUCAGAAAUACUGAGCUAAGAUGAAGGACAUGCCACUCAAAAUUCAGUUUUUACUUGGCCUAACUAUCAUUGCACUGGUACAAGCAGUAGGUAAAAAAGCAGACUGCCCACAGUCUUGUACAUGCGAGAUAAGACCGUGGUUCACUCCAAGAUCUAUAUACAUGGAAGUUUCAAUGGUAGAUUGCAAUGAUGUGGGCCUUUCUACUUUUCCAGCUCAAUUGCCUGCUGACACACAGGUUCUGCUUCUUCAAGCUAACAAUAUUCAAAAAAUUGAAUACGCAGCAGAAUUCCCAGUAAACCUUACUGGCCUGGAUUUAUCUCAGAACAGUUUAUCCUCAGUGGCCAAUAUUGAACUUUGGAAGAUACCCCAGCUUCUUUCAGUGUAUUUGGAGGAAAAUAAACUUACAGAGUUGCCUGAUAAAUGUCUCUCUGGGCUAAGCAACCUCCAAGAGCUCUACGUUAAUCAUAAUCUGCUUUCCACAAUUGCACCAGGAGCCUUCAUAGGUCUUGGUCGUCUCCUGAGACUUCAUCUCAAUUCAAAUAGUCUACAACUGAUCAACAGCAAGUGGUUUGAACCUAUUCCUAAUCUGGAGAUCCUGAUGAUUGGAGAAAACCCAAUAAUCAGAAUCGAAGAUAUGAAUUUUAAGCCUCUCAUCAGUUUGCGCAGCCUGGUUUUAGCAGGCAUAAAUCUCACAGAAAUACCAGAUAAUGCCUUGGCUGGCCUUGACAAUUUAGAAAGCAUCUCUUUUUAUGACAACAGAUUAGCUAAAGUGCCACAUACAGCUCUUCAAAAGGCUAAAAGCCUUAAAUUUUUGGAUCUAAACAAGAAUCCCAUUAACAGAAUAAAAAGAGGCGAUUUUAGCAAUAUGAUACACCUCAAAGAACUGGGAAUUAAUAACAUGCCUGAACUGAUAUCUAUAGAUAACCUGGCUGUUGACAAUUUGCCAGAUUUGAGAAAAAUAGAAGCCACCAAUAACCCCAGAUUAUCAUAUAUACAUCCAAAUGCAUUCUACCGACUUCCCCGGCUAGAAUCACUUAUGCUCAACAGUAAUGCACUCAGUGCCCUGUACCGCAGUACAAUUGAGUCUCUGCCUAAUCUCAAAGAAAUCAGCAUACAUAGCAACCCUAUCCGAUGUGAUUGUGUCAUCCGGUGGAUAAAUAUGAAUAAAACUAGCAUUAGAUUCAUGGAGCCAGAGUCAUUAUUUUGUGUGGAUCCUCCUGAAUUUCAAGGCCAGAAUGUGAGGAAAGUUCAUUUCAGGGAAAUGAUGGAAAUUUGCCUUCCCCUGAUUGCUCCAGAAAGCUUCCCCUCCAGACUAAAUUUAGAAGCAGGCAGCUAUGUUUCCUUACACUGCAGAGCAAUUGCUGAACCAGAACCGGAAGUAUACUGGAUAACUCCAUCAGGGCAUAAGCUAUUGCCGAACACUGUUUCUCUUAAAUACUAUGUACAUUCAGAAGGAACACUAGACAUUAGUGAUAUAACACAAGAAGAAAGUGGCCUAUACACAUGCAUAGCAACUAAUUUAGUGGGUGCAGAUUUAAAAUCCAUUGUGAUUAAUGUGGAUGAUUCUUUCCCCCAGGAUAAUCAUAAAGCUUUGUCUAUUGAAGUAGAAGAUGUGCGCCCUAGUUCCAUCCUACUGUCCUGGAAAGCAAACUCUAAAAUACUGAAAUCUGCCAUCCGAUGGAGUGCCAUUCCAAAAGAUGGAAACUCCCCGACCGCACAGAGUGCUCGGAUUCCAUCCCAUAUAAAGGUCUAUAACUUUACACAUCUUACCCCAUCAACAGAAUAUAAAGUUUGUAUGGACAUCCCUACAGUCCAGCUGCAAAAUGCAAGACAAUGCAUCAAUGUCACAACAAAUGGAUUGGAUCCAGCAAUGACAAAUUAUGAGAAAACCAACACCACUACAUUGCUUGCCUGCUUUGGUGCUCUUUUGGGAUUCUUUUGUGUGAUGUCUCUCUUCAGUUGCAUCUUCCACGAAAUGAACUGUGAUGCAGGACACAGCUAUUUCAGGAAUUACCUUAAAAAACAGACUUUUUCUUUUGGUGAGCUUUAUCCUCCUCUUAUCAGUCUUUGGGAUACUGACAGGGAGAAAAGCACAGCCCUUGAGAUCCAAGCAACGGUUAUAGGGGUCCCACCUAAUACAUCGUGAAAUGCCAAUAUGAAUAUACUUAGUGUUUCAAAAUGGGGCAACGCAAGACUGUAACUCUGCUCAAUAAAAAGGCAAAAAAGGUUACAAAAAAUCUGAACCUCA
Molecule: messenger RNA, 3026 nt
Organism: Pogona vitticeps (central bearded dragon)
Lineage: Eukaryota; Metazoa; Chordata; Lepidosauria; Squamata; Agamidae
Gene: LRRN3
Product: leucine rich repeat neuronal 3
Cellular component (GO): plasma membrane
Molecular function (GO): protein binding
Source: RefSeq, a predicted model, not a curated record